CAAAUCGACGAACCUUUUGGGCCAAGAUCACCCGACCAUACUCCUUGGGCCAAGAUUAGGGCCAGCCUAUCUGUUUCUCCUCCUCCUCCUCCUCCUCUUUCUCUCUCUCUCUCAAAACGAAAGGAAACAGGCAGGGAAGACGGAAGAAAGAAAAAAGGCAAAGCAAGAGAUGGGGUGCGGAGGCGGAGGCGGGGGCGGAGGAGAUGCUGAUGGAGACGACGAGGCGAGGGGAAAGGAGGAUGCGCUCGCAUCCAGUAGGCUCCUCGAUCCGGAAUUCAAGCCCUCCAAGCUGUCCCAAGAUCAGCUCGACAAGUUCAAGGAAUUACACAAGAAACGGCUACAACUAAAGGAAAAAACAAAAUCCAAAGGAAAACCUAAAGGAAGAGCUGGGACGAAUACAAAUGUAGCGAAUGAUUCUCAAUUUAGCAAUAAGGAUAAAUCAAUUGAUAGUGCCGCAAUAGAUGUACAGCAUACAACAUCGACUACAGGAGCCCAAGCGAAUCUUGCACCAUCCCUGCCAUUGAGGAACAAAAGGAAGUUGCAUUGGGGGCUUGAUGUUAAAGAACGGUGGGAGAGGAAAGCGAACAUGUGAAUUUCUGAAGAUUAUUUAAAUUCUCACCCUCCAUGUAAAUGGGAAAAAAGAGUCUCAUGCCUUCUUGAUGACCUAGUUGGAUGUAUUCAUAGUUCUUUUAGUGGGCAGAAUAACUGGGUGAAAACCACAAGUUCUAGGCAGCAAAUUUCCUGGUUUGCAGUUUUCUGUCUGAUGCCUUAUGCAGGUUAUGUAGCUAGAUAUUCCUAUGUUCCUUUUGUUUUAAAUACCUGUCCAGAUCUCUUGUUGGGUACUUGAGAUCCACGCCAUUCAGGUUAUAGAACAGUAUGUCGCCGCUAUCUUAGCGAGACAGGGAAGGUAUUGAAAAUGUUCUCUCAAGUGUUGUGUACGAUUAUGACAUGCUGCUGCUUGCAUAUAAUUUUCUCUCAAAUUA
Hordeum vulgare subsp. vulgare (domesticated barley) is the source of this 983-nucleotide messenger RNA. RefSeq lists its product as uncharacterized. Bases 170 to 592 code for a protein of 140 amino acids. Lineage: Eukaryota; Viridiplantae; Streptophyta; Magnoliopsida; Poales; Poaceae. The transcript has 5 exons. The record is from RefSeq and is a predicted model, not a curated record.